GUGCGUGUGCGCGUGUGUGUGUGUGUGUGUGUGUGUGUGUGUGUGAGUGUGAGUGUGAGUGAGUGAGUGACAGUGGGACUCGGGCAGGCCUGUGCUCUGUUGCCUUUUUCACUUCCCCUAGGCGGCUGUCCGCACGCUGCUCUUCCCGCCGCCCCACUAAGCGCGGGCUAGGUGUGCGAAGUGCAUCGUCCUUUUGCUUUUGGAACUCUGUGCUGCUUUUUCUGCUCCAGAUUUUUUUCUUUCUUUUGGCUCUCUGCCUCGAGGGCUGGUUUCCCCGGCCCCUGAGUAACUGCUUCCUGCCCCUGGUCGCCAGCCCCGCCCAAGGUCGCCCCAGGGCUGUGCCCCUGGCCCCGAAGGGUGGGAAGCGGGUCUCGGCAGCCUAGCCACACACCCGUCUCAGUAUGCAUGGGGUCAACGACCCUCCUCUUUUUAUAAAAGAUAUUAAGGCCGGACUGAAAAACUUAAAUGUCGUCUUUAUUGUCCUGGAGAUAGGACGCGUGACCAAAACCAAAGACGGCCAUGAAGUGAGAUCGUGCAAAGUAGCCGAUAAAACCGGCAGCAUCACUAUUUCCGUGUGGGAUGAGAUCGGAGGUCUCAUACAGACAGGGGAUAUUAUUCGGUUGACCAGAGGAUAUGCAUCCAUGUGGAAAGGAUGUCUGACUCUCUAUACUGGAAGGGGUGGUGAACUUCAGAAGAUCGGAGAAUUCUGUAUGGUUUAUUCAGAAGUACCAAAUUUUAGUGAGCCAAACCCAGAUUAUAGAGCACAGCAGAACAGGGCACAAAAUGAACAGAAGAAUAAUAUGAGUACAGUCACAUUUGGACCCAUGGGAAAUGGUGUUCAAACUGAAUCAAGAGGAUACCAUCUUUCAUAUGCUGGAAGAAGCAAUGGCCGGGGACCCAUCCAUCCACAGCUGCCAGGAACAGCUAAUGAUCAAACAGUCACGACAACAAUAAGCAAUGGCAGGGAUCCACGGAGAGCUUUUAAAAGAUGACCCAAGCCAAACAGUCACAUGUAGUUUAGGAACUACAUGCCCUACUUGAACACUUAAUGCACUUUUAUUUAUUGUUAACUGUGAAAAGUUUGUCUCUUACUGGUUUCCUUGUACAUUUUUGGUUUGUUAAGAGUGGUUGGUUUUUACAACAGAACAAUUAGGCUGCUCAUUUAUAUCCUAUUGAACAAUAGGAACACUCUGAAAAGCAGGGGCGUUUAUUUUUAAAGCAAGAAGUUACUGGGUAUCACCUAAAACACCUGCACCCAUUUCAAGGGUGAGUUGCUUAUCAGCUUUAUAGCCUCUAUGAGUCUAUCCUCUGUAUAAACUUUGUAAUAUUUGACAUAAAGUUCAGUGGAAAAUGUUCCUUUGUCUUAAAUUCAGAUAUUGCCAACUAAAGCAAUAACCACCCUAGACCAGAAACUUGGUCCAUGCUGACAACAUUUUACAUUUUUGAGUGUUUGUGAUCUGGAAUGACUUGACCUCAUUGAGUGACUGGCAUUAAGAUUUUCCAGGGACUGAAUGACCAUAAAUUCUUGUUUUAUUACCAGAAAACUGGAUUCUUCAUCGGAAUUAUGGACUAGAAUGUAUAAUGUAACAAGAAGAAAGUUGUUUAAGAAUAAUGCUCUUAACAGUUUGUUAUUAACACUGAGAAUUACAUUGGAGAAAAAUCUUACAUUUUGAGUCCUUGAAUAUUUAUUUUUGAAACUAUCAUGUUAAACAUUAAAAUAUAACUUGGGAGUUCUAAAGUCUUAGUGGACAUUGAUUUAAUUAUUAGUGAGACAGAAUCUCACUAUACAUGCCUGGCUGGCUUUGGAUCGCAGAGAUCCUCCUGUCUGCCUCUAAAGUGCUAUGGUUAGAGGCAUGCUCCACAUGCCCAGCUGAUUUAUUUGAAAAAGUAUUUGUGGUUGAUGACUGUUGUUGCAAGUUGAAUUCCUAGAGCAGUGUGCUCUCUUAAGUUACAGAUCUCCAGGUCUGGUAAUCAUCUUGAAAUGAAAAAGUGAAAGUGCUACGGAUUUUCUUUACAUUUUGAAAUACUUCAAAAGAUAGGGACACUUCCAAAACCAAAGCAAAGUGAAUUCCAAGCUGUAAUGAAUAAUUGCUUACCAGUCGCUUACCAGUCUGCUUGGACAGCACUCAUCAAGAAGUUGUGGAAGAAUGUGUCUACCUCCCUCCUUUCUGGUGUUUUCAGCUAUCAACUUUGAUACAGAUUUCGGCAAGA
This is a messenger RNA of Nannospalax galili (Upper Galilee mountains blind mole rat), 2211 nucleotides long. It is a transcript of the gene Nabp1, whose product is annotated as nucleic acid binding protein 1. The transcript is spliced from 8 exons. NCBI's taxonomy places the organism in Eukaryota, Metazoa, Chordata, Mammalia, Rodentia, Spalacidae. Gene Ontology annotation, biological process: response to ionizing radiation; double-strand break repair via homologous recombination; mitotic cell cycle checkpoint signaling. Gene Ontology annotation, molecular function: DNA binding. The record is from RefSeq and is a predicted model, not a curated record. The coding region runs from base 402 to 992 and encodes 196 amino acids. Gene Ontology annotation, cellular component: SOSS complex.